AUGGUUGCCGUUGCAAAGUGCAGCGGCGGUCACUCGGUCAUUUCGGUUGCUACUGUGGGACUUCCCGUUCCGAAGAGACCAGCAGCAGCGACAGCACUGACAAAUCGUGCAGUAUUAAGCAAGGAAAUGGAGCAGCAUGUUAGAACACAGCACACCUUGGAGGGGUGUGCGGAGGGAUCCGAUCCUUGGCCGUGCAUCGUGUCUUUCUCUGCAGUGCUCUGCUGGUGCCUGUUGGGUCCAGGGCAGCUUCGGAAUGACAAGGGAAGGCGGAGGCAGGGCGCGGAGAACGAGGAUGAGGGAUCUGAAGAUGCUUUUCUGAAGGCUGAAAAGACUGAUAUUUCAGAGUGUGAACUACGCUGA
This is a messenger RNA of Gongylonema pulchrum, 360 nucleotides long. The record is from the annotation of a GenBank genome assembly. Lineage: Eukaryota; Metazoa; Nematoda; Chromadorea; Rhabditida; Gongylonematidae.